AUGGAUUUUUCAGCCCAUUUCUCACAGGAGAACAUCCCAUUCGGCAUUGCAUCUUCUGCCAAACAUCAGGACCCUCAAGCUGUUACGAGGCUAGGGAACACGGUGCUAUUCCUCGCUGACCUACAGGACAAUGGAAUUUUUAGUGGUCUUCCAAAGGGUGUAUUUAAGCAAGGCACACUAAACGAAUUUGCUGCGCUCCCGAGAUCCAAAUCUGUGGACGUUCGCAAAACAAUUCGAGGUGUAUUUCGUCAGGAUGGUAUUGGAGGGUUCCCUCCCACAGCUCAAGAGGAUGUAUCAUUGGUUACAAUGCAUCUUCCUGUUGAGAUAAAGGACUUUUCAGACUUCUCCUGCUCUCUUGAACACGUAACAAACGCAGGACGAAUUGUCGUCGGCAGCACACAGCCGCCCCCUUCAUUCUUCAAAUUUCCUAUUGGAUACCAAGGCCGCACGAGUUCCAUCGUGGUUUCUGGAACCGACAUUGAGCGUCCCAUGGGACAGUUCCGGGAUAAGUCUGUCACGGAUCCCCUCAGCUCGAAGGCCAUCAUUUAUGGGCCUUCGAAGCAGGUCGACUACGAAGUCGAGCUGGCGGCAAUUGUCGGAAAGCCGCUGCCAAUGAAGCAGAGACUUAACGCUGAGGAUGCUGAGGAGCAUAUUUUUGGCUUUGUCAUACUCAAUGACUGGAGUGCUCGUGAUAUCCAAGGGUUUGAGAUGAACCCACUGGGACCAUUUAACGGCAAGAGCCUUGGUACUUCUAUAUCCCCAUGGGUAGUCACACUCGAGGCUUUGGAACGUUUCAAAACCGGCGUUUCUCCACAGCAGGAGUCGUUGGUUUCGUAUCUACGAUACUCCAAGCCUUCAACUUACUCCAUCACCAUGGAAGUCGAGAUCCUAACCAGCUCAACUGCUACAAAGACUGGCGUUUGUCCUGUGAGCUCUCUGUACUGGAGCCCACCUCAGCUCCUGGCACAUGCCGUGAGCUCUGGUAGCGCGCUCAGGACCGGCGACAUCUUGGCAACGGGCACAGUCAGCGGCCCCACUGAUGGAAGUCAUGGCUGCUUACUCGAGACGACAGAAGGCGGCACGAAGCCUUUGAUUCUAAGCGAUGGAUCGCGCCGUACAUAUCUCGAAGAUGGGGAUGUUGUGCGGAUCACUGCUGUGGCAGAAGAAGCUUCGUUAGGUGUUGGAUUUGGUGAAUGUAUUGGUCGAUUAACGUCAAGCCGUCCGACUUAG
Fusarium vanettenii 77-13-4 is the source of this 1230-nucleotide messenger RNA. RefSeq lists its product as uncharacterized. The record is from RefSeq and is a predicted model, not a curated record. Lineage: Eukaryota; Fungi; Ascomycota; Sordariomycetes; Hypocreales; Nectriaceae. The transcript has 3 exons. Gene Ontology annotation, biological process: homogentisate catabolic process; L-phenylalanine catabolic process; L-tyrosine catabolic process. The coding region runs from base 1 to 1230 and encodes 409 amino acids. Gene Ontology annotation, molecular function: fumarylacetoacetase activity.